UGUAGAAUACGCAAGCGCAUUUCACAUCAUUGAGUUUCUUUCAUGGAUAUUUCAACGGAAUGUUUGAAAGCCUCUGACAGUUACCAUGAUGUUCGCCGAGGUGAAAAAACUCUGGUUUCCGUUCGAAUUUCACUGAGCUUUGCGCGUGCGCCAUGACCUAUGGGCAGGGUGUGCAGAAACGCUUCUGCGCCUGCGCCCAGGAUUCUUGGUUGGCACUGAGAGAGUCGCUGGAAUCCGAGGGAAGCAUGUCUGCCCCAUUUGAGGAAAGAAGUGGGGUGGUGCCUUGUGGGACGCCCUGGGGCCAGUGGUACCAAACCCUAGAGGAAGUAUUCAUCGAAGUCCAGGUACCACCGGGCACUCGUGCUCAGGAAAUCCAGUGCGGCCUGCAGAGUCGCCAUGUGGAGCUAGCUGUGCGGGGCCAGGAGAUUCUUAAGGGCAAACUCUUUGAUUCUACAAUAGCUGAUGAGGGAACAUGGACAUUAGAGGACAGAAAAAUGGUUCGAAUAGUUCUUACCAAGACAAAGAGAGAUGCAGCAAAUUGUUGGACCUCUCUCUUAGAAACUGAAUAUGCAGCUGAUCCUUGGGUACAGGACCAAAUGCAAAGGAAACUUACCUUAGAGAGAUUUCAAAAAGAAAACCCUGGUUUUGACUUCAGUGGAGCAGAAAUCUCCGGAAAUUACAGUAAAGGUGGACCAGAUUUCUCUAGUCUUGAAAAAUAAGAACUGCCAUUUUUAACUAUUUUCCAUGGAGCCUAGAAGAUGUUGCCAAUGUAAAAAGGAUUGGAUUAUGUGAUGGAAGAAAACUUCACUUGCCUUUACAACUGAAUGAGAAUUGUUAAAAAAAAAAAAAAAAAAAACCAAAACAUUUAAAUAGGACUUCAAAGAAUGCAUUCAAACCGUAGUUUACAUAGAAACAUUCUGAAUCUCAAUGGAAACUUUUCUGGAGAAAUGGUCUUUUUUUGGACUUAUUUUGCUCCGCAGGACAUUUUAAAAACAGGUCUUGAACUCUUAAUUUCUUAAGCAGUGGGCCAUAAUCAUGUGAAACUCAAGUGUGCCUUCAGGGGAAAUUUUAAGUUUUUGUUUUUGUUUUUUUUUUGAAAACUGUAAUUCAGAAUAACUGUCAAUAAAGCUUUCUAAUUCCA
Molecule: messenger RNA, 1141 nt
Organism: Antechinus flavipes (yellow-footed antechinus)
Lineage: Eukaryota; Metazoa; Chordata; Mammalia; Dasyuromorphia; Dasyuridae
Gene: NUDCD2
Product: NudC domain containing 2
Exons: 5
Coding region: 153-719 (188 amino acids)
Biological process (GO): protein folding
Cellular component (GO): cytoplasm
Source: RefSeq, a predicted model, not a curated record